This is a messenger RNA of Eleginops maclovinus (Patagonian blennie), 3782 nucleotides long. It is a transcript of the gene xpnpep3, whose product is annotated as X-prolyl aminopeptidase 3, mitochondrial. The transcript is spliced from 12 exons. Gene Ontology annotation, cellular component: mitochondrion. Lineage: Eukaryota; Metazoa; Chordata; Actinopteri; Perciformes; Eleginopidae. Gene Ontology annotation, biological process: proteolysis. Gene Ontology annotation, molecular function: metalloaminopeptidase activity; manganese ion binding. The record is from RefSeq and is a predicted model, not a curated record. Bases 1219 to 2733 code for a protein of 504 amino acids.
CCAUUCAACCAGGUCCGGAAGAAGCUCAGCUCCGGCAGGUGCAGGACAUCGGGACUGGCCUCGCACAUCUGCACGAAGCCCAUUAACUCUGCCACUUUUCGUUUGUCCAUGUUGCUCGGUCGCGUCGAGCAGACAGCACACUGAAUUACGUAAAAAACAAGUAGACAGAAAACAAACAAACAACUCAGCUCAGUGUGGCUUUGUUUACGUGCUAACACUAAUACCAGCUUUGCUAAGCUAGCUAUGCUAACGUGCAGAGGAUGAAUUAGCAAACCUCGCGUUGUUUACUCUACAACGCAGAAAGACUAGCAAUGAAGCAAUCGUGCACAACAAGCUUUAGUGGCUAUGUUUAAUAGUCGCAGAAGGCAUGAGUUUGUACACAUUUCUGGAAAUGUAAAGCCGUCCCAGUUUGACGCAUGAUAACGUCGUUAGCUAUCAGCGUUAGCUUCCAAAAUGGACGGUGAUUUAUAAAACGAGUUGGAAAGCUACAGCCAAGAAUGACAAUAACUGAAGGGAAACGCACCUGAUAGCAGACGCGAACAGUUCACACAGGAGAAUAAUAAACAGGAAGGCUGCAGGUGAAUUUUAUCGACACUGCUCUGCUUCAGUUGCGUGUCGUCGCUUUUGUGUUUUCAUUCAGGCGAGAAACAGGACAGACUGACAGAGGACCCGGGGUUCUGAUGCCCUGAGUAAAACCCGUCAGGCAACUAAUAGAGGCAUAUAAUGAACGAUUAAAGCUUGAGUAUCUUUGCUGAACUCAGAAUCUUACUCAAUUAUGUAAAAGUUUCAGCAUCAACUUAAAGUGCAAACAUUAUACAUAAUGCCGAAUGGCCCAUUUCAGAGCCAUAUUUAUCACUGAAUUGUAAUAAGUGAUGUAUUUAAUCAGUGUUGCAGCUGGUAAAGGUGGGGUUUAUUUGAAUGACUUCAUAUCCUUCUUGGUAGUAUAAACAAUAAUAAUAUAUGUAAUUUUAAAGAUCUGAAUACUUUUUCCAAACUCCGAAGCAGAAGGUGGCGGUAUUGCUUGUAGGCUGUUGGCAAGUUUCCUGGGAGGCAAAACUCAGGGCAGUAAUUCCCCAUCUACACACACGACCAGUGUUAGCAUUAAGCUAACGAUGCUAACAGCCAGCUUAGGAGCGAUUUAAUAGUUAUAUGAAAGUAUUUUAACAAAGGUUAGCACACAUUGCUGUAACUGGUCGGUGUCCUCCAGUUGCAGAAGCAAUGUUGCCCUCAAACAGCUCCUUGGUGAGGUCUGCUGUCAGGCUGCUGAGAACCUGGAGUCCAGGAUGUGUCUCAUGCCCGUGCAGAAACAUUUCUCCGAAACCCGGAGGUUUGAAACCAAACACUCUUCCACAGCGGUACCUGGGCCAGCCGAGCCCCUUCACUCAUCCGCACCUCAUCAAACAUGGGGAGGUGACCCCGGGUUUGACCCAGACAGAGUUCGAGCUCCGCAGACUCAAACUGGCCUCACUGAUCGAGGCGCAGGCCGACAGGCUGGGACCCUCUGCCUCCUCCAGCACACAUGUGGUCGUUGUGUUGUCUCACCCGACUCGCUACAUGACCAACGACAUCCCCUACCCCUUCCACCAGAACCAGGAUUUUCUCUACCUCAGUGGCAUCAUGGAGCCUGACAGCGCCUUGGUUCUGUACGGGACAGGACGACCGGACCAGGCCAUCUUGUUCGUGCCCCGCAGAGACCCGAGCAGAGAGCUGUGGGACGGGCCCCGUUCUGGGAAAGAUGGAGCGUCUGCUUUGACCAGGAUCGAGAGAGUUCACAGCACAGAAGAACUGGGUUUAGUGCUCAAGAGCCUUAAAGGCACUGUGUUGUGGUACGACAGCUCUCAGCCGGCACACCCUCGGCUCCAUCAGGCCCACGUUGGCCCCCUGCUGGAGGCGGGGCCGAUGCCACACUCCCUCCGACCCCUCAUUCACUCUCUGAGGGCUGUCAAGAGCUCCGCUGAGGUGGCCCUGAUGCAAGAAGCAGGUCACAUCUCUGCACAGGCUUUUCGGAAUACGAUGGCCAUGUGUCGAGGAGACGUGGAUGAAGCUGUGAUCUUUGCUAAGUUUGAUUUUGAGAAUCGGAUCCAUGGCGCUAACUUCCUGGCCUACCCGCCUGUUGUUGCCGGAGGAAACCGAGCCAACACUCUGCACUACAUCAACAACAACCAGAUCAUCAAGGAUGGUGAAAUGGUGCUGCUCGACGGAGGCUGUGAAUACUUUGGUUACGUCAGUGAUAUCACCCGGACAUGGCCAGUGAAUGGAAAGUUCAGUCCUGCGCAGGCUGAGCUGUACGAGGCGGUGCUUGAGGUGCAGCGCUCCUGUUUGUCGAUGUGUUCGCCGGGCGUCAGUCUGGAUCACAUCUACAGCUCCAUGCUGGCUCUGCUGGGUCGGCAGCUCCGGCGGCUUGGCAUUGUGAAGGCCAGCAGCAGCGACGCUGACGUACUGAAGGCUGCACGGCGGUACUGCCCCCACCACGUCGGACACUACCUGGGGAUGGACGUCCACGACACUCCUGAGCUGUCCCGCUCACAACCUCUGCAGCCGGGGAUGGCCAUCACCAUAGAACCAGGGUUGUACAUAGGCGAGGACAACGACCAGGUGCCCAAGCGUUUCCGUGGAUUGGGCGUCAGGAUAGAGGACGACGUGGUGAUCCGAGACAAAGGAGGUGCUCUGAUUCUGUCUUCCAACGCACCAAAGACCAUCGCUGAUGUAGAGAAAGCCUGCGCCCAGAGAUAGGGCAGGGAGAGACAGACAGGUGACAGAAGUGAGACACAGCUUCAUCAGUGUGCUGGGAUUUUCCUAAAGUUUCCCUCCGUGGUGACGUCAUCCGACUCAGGAUGAUGAAAGGUGGGAGUACACUGCAAAGACUCUGCCUCAACAAGGCCCAAAAAUAUAGACAAUAUGAUGUGGAAGACAUCUUUCUAACUGUUUAAAGAAACUGGUUCUUGUUUGUGUUUGACAGUGAGUGAUUAUAAAAGAUAAAAGGUGGGUUUAGUUGUGGGUGCGGAAUAGUUUGAAGUGGGUUUGUAUGAGGUAGUACCUACAGUAGGUGAUGAAGUUUGGAGAAAAAGACAGAAGGACACCUGAUUGAAAACUUGAUUUAAAAAUGUAACUUAACCUAGCGAAAUGCAAAAGCUCAAAAAUAAAAAAGGUCUUUUACUGCAUUGAUCAGUUUGUUUGGUUAGUUUGGUUAGUAUGGUUAGUUUUUGGAUAGUCGAACAAUAAUGCAAACUUAACAAGGCGGUGUGAGACCCACAACUUCUUUGUUCUUCAGCAGUACACCCAAAUCAGGGCCAUGCAGAUCACCAUCUACUGUAGGUAAAACACUAUGACUAUCAAAAAGUGCUUCAUCCAACCCCACUUCAAAAACUAUACCUUUAAGGGGUGACAGUGAAGCUUGAGAUAACUGACGUAUUGCUUCUCAAAAAUGUAAAAACACCUAAGGGCUAAGGCAGCUAAAGCAAAACCACAUGGAAACUUGUCGUACAUCCUUCUGUUGCUGUGUGGUGAUGGUGCUACAGCAGCUGAAAUCCCAUGCUGAACUUUAGAUUUUAAGAACCUAGGAACACCAGUUACCUACUGCCUCAAUUAAAUAUUUAACUCAAGACCCAGUGUUAACAUCCAACAACAAUGGACGCUUCAGUAUUAUCAACAUCAUGGCACACCAGGGUAUAAUUGUUUGUUGUCUCACUCGAAAAAACCUUCCUGGUACAAUGUAAUGUGACUUGUGUUGAAGUGAACACAGUAUGUAAUUAUUCAAAUAAAAUAAAAAGGGAUUUCGACAA